Molecule: messenger RNA, 1180 nt
Organism: Pelobates fuscus (common spadefoot toad)
Lineage: Eukaryota; Metazoa; Chordata; Amphibia; Anura; Pelobatidae
Gene: AGTRAP
Product: angiotensin II receptor associated protein
Exons: 6
Coding region: 44-580 (178 amino acids)
Biological process (GO): regulation of blood pressure; angiotensin-activated signaling pathway
Cellular component (GO): plasma membrane
Source: RefSeq, a predicted model, not a curated record
AUCACGUGAUCCCCGCCCAGUUCCCGAUCGGAGUCCGAGAGUCAUGGAGCUGCCGGCUGUCAAUCUCAAGGCGAUUGUCUUCAUUCAUUGGCUGCUGACUAUAUUCGCAUGUAUGAUUCAAUGGCUACCUGGUGCCUAUUAUCUAGCGAACAUUACCGUCCUAGCCAUGGGUGUCUGGGCAGUCGCCCAACGAGACUCUGCUGAUGCAAUCUUAAUGUUUCUCAUUGGCUUGGCGACCACAGUCAUUAUAGACAUUCUACUCUUUGCGUUAUUUUAUGCCACAGCGGAGGCACUGUAUGAAACUUCGACAUCUAGAGAUUUAUUUCGGUUUGCUGGUGGUAUGGCCAUUUUAAGUCUGAUCUUCAAACCCUUGUCAUGUUUCUUCUCUUACCACAUGUACCGUGAGCGAGGCGGGGAGUGCAGCGUCAAUCUGGAAAAGGCUUCCUAUCCAGCUGGAUACAAAACCCAGACGGAACCAGGAUUCCUUAACGUCUCACGAGACCGCAGUGCUUAUCAAACGAUCGAUCAUCUCGAUUCUCCACCAGAACAGGACAGUAAAGCAACUCUGCGUUCCUACUAGAACAAUGAGACUCUGAUCAUUUGGCAUUUAACUCUGGACCAAGAAGGUUGAUGGUUCGGGAACCAGAGAUUCUUGAGGAAUACGAUCUUUCACUUUCUAGAUCUUCUUCUUAAGUUGUCUUCUAUCCCUGCGCCUCGAGUUGGUGAGAGACUCUUCCUGGGGACCAAACAGUGUCCAGAGCCGACAAUAGGUUGCCAGUAUGUAGACCAUUCUUAUGGCCGAUUUUGCUCUGUUAUCUGAAGGCUUUUGUGAUUUUUGUUGACGUAUUUGGAGGUAACUGUGAAAGUUAAACUGUGAUUUACUCCUUAAGCCUGUGGGUCCUUGUCCAGGAGCAAAGCACCCUUAGGGUUUUCGUUGGUUGAUAUUUCGGGUAGGUAACGAACUACCCAUACUCUUUCUAUGCCCACGUUUACUUGUAAAUAUUGUUUGCAGAGUUUUCUACACUGGAUCUCUUAUUUUUUUUAAAGUGGAUUGCUUAUUUUUGAUGAAAUAUCUUUACCACGUGAUUAGAACAGACAAUGAUUACAUAAUAUAUUGAUCAAAAUUGUUUUUAUGUAUUGUCUGCGUUGACUGCCUAAACAAAUAAAAAAAUUAAAAUAA